Molecule: messenger RNA, 570 nt
Organism: Metschnikowia bicuspidata var. bicuspidata NRRL YB-4993
Lineage: Eukaryota; Fungi; Ascomycota; Pichiomycetes; Serinales; Metschnikowiaceae
Product: ethanol metabolism protein
Exons: 1
Coding region: 1-570 (189 amino acids)
Cellular component (GO): cytoplasm; mitochondrion; membrane
Source: RefSeq, a predicted model, not a curated record
AUGUCUUUUUUUUUCCGCAAGUACAACCAUCUCAUGAACACGCGCCCGUUGGCCACCAAUAUCGCCACCACCGGAUUCCUCUUUGGCGCGGGCGACUUUUUGGCCCAGCAGCUCGAAAUGCGGCGGCCGGCGCCCGCGGGCCUGGCUGCGAAAUCCGCCGCCUACGACAUGCCGCGCACGGCGCGGGCGGUGGCGUACGGGUCGCUUGUUUUUGGCCCGCUUGCCGGAAAAUGGUUUGGCUAUUUGGCGCGCGUCUCGGUGGGCUCGAGUGCCGCGGCCAACACGCUUGCACGCGUGGCCUUGGACCAGUGUGUGUUUGCGCCGCUCGUAGGCAUUCCGUUGUAUUUCUCAUGUAUGACAGUCAUGGAGGCGCCCGCGGAUGUGCGCGGCGCCGUGACCAGCAAGCUCCACCACGCGUGGUGGGACACGGUGCGCACCAAUUGGAUGGUGUGGCCCGCGGUGCAAGUGGCGAACUUCGGCCUUGUGCCGCCGCUGUUCCGCUUGCUUGUGGUGAAUUUCUUGAGCAUUGGUUGGAACUGCUACCUCCUGAUGGAAAACUCGGAGAAGUGA